Elgaria multicarinata webbii is the source of this 2561-nucleotide messenger RNA. RefSeq names its product electron transfer flavoprotein dehydrogenase (gene ETFDH). Gene Ontology annotation, molecular function: electron-transferring-flavoprotein dehydrogenase activity; iron-sulfur cluster binding. Lineage: Eukaryota; Metazoa; Chordata; Lepidosauria; Squamata; Anguidae. The coding region runs from base 228 to 2084 and encodes 618 amino acids. Gene Ontology annotation, biological process: electron transport chain. The transcript has 13 exons. Gene Ontology annotation, cellular component: mitochondrial inner membrane. The record is from RefSeq and is a predicted model, not a curated record.
GCCAGCUUGUGGGCGUGAGCGGUUCUAUUUGCUGCCUGCUGGAGAAACAUGGAGCCCUUGCCGUGAGUCUGGAGAAGGGGCACAGAUACGCAGGAGAGACCGAGGAAGCCCCUUCUAGCACGUGAGAGAGGAACAGAAGGGAGUCUGUGGGAAGACCCCCCCCCUCUGCCCCCCCCCCCCCCCAAAGAGAGACUGGGAGCUGUCAGGGGCUCCCUCGGCCAAGCACCAUGCUCCUGCCUGCCUGCAAGGUUUCCCGUCAAGCACAUCAUUGCUUGUAUGCUUUAAAGUCGGUGAGAACAGAUUGUCUUUUGCCUUUGUGUGCAGCAAGAUGGGCGUCUUCUACUGUACCUCGUAUCACCACUCACUAUACUAUUCACUCCCGGGACAAAGACAAGCGAUGGGAAGGGUUGAGCAUGGAAAGAUUUGCAGAAGAAGCUGAUGUUGUUAUAGUUGGAGCAGGCCCUGCAGGACUCACUGCAGCUAUUCGACUCAAGCAGUUAGCUAGUGAACAUGGCAAAGAAAUUCGUGUAUGUCUCGUGGAGAAAGCUGCUCAGAUUGGUGCACAUAUACUUUCUGGGGCUUGCCUUGAGCCACGUGCUUUAGAAGAACUUUUCCCAGACUGGAAAGAGAGAGGGGCUCCAUUACAUACUACUGUAACAGAAGACAAAUUCGGAAUAUUAACAAAGAGCUCUAGAAUUCCUGUUCCCAUUCUUCCAGGCCUUCCAAUGACGAAUCAUGGCAAUUACAUAGUUCGUCUAGGACAUUUUGUGAGCUGGCUGGGUGAACAAGCAGAAGCACUUGGGGUUGAAGUCUACCCUGGCUAUGCAGCAGCUGAGGUUCUUUUCAAUGAAGAUGACAGUGUGAAAGGGGUUGCAACAAAUGACGUUGGCAUCCAAAAGGAUGGGGCUCCUAAGGCUACAUUUGAAAGAGGCUUGGAGCUGCAUGCCAAAGUAACAAUGUUUGCAGAAGGUUGUCAUGGACAUCUUGCAAAGCAGUUGUACAACAAAUACAAUCUACGGGAGAACUGCCAACCCCAGACGUAUGGCAUUGGACUUAAGGAGCUGUGGCUUAUUGAGGAAAAUAAAUGGAAACCAGGAAGAGUAGAGCAUACUGUUGGCUGGCCUUUGGACAGACAUACCUAUGGAGGAUCAUUUCUUUAUCAUCUAAAUGAGGGUGAACCACUAGUUGCUCUUGGGUUUGUGGUUGGGUUGGAUUAUCAAAACCCUUUUUUGAGCCCAUUUAAAGAAUUUCAGAGGUGGAAGCAUCAUCCCAGCGUACAGCCUACUUUAGAAGGUGGAAAAAGGAUUGCUUAUGGUGCCCGAGCGCUUAAUGAAGGUGGUUUCCAGUCUAUACCAAAACUCACCUUCCCUGGUGGAGUCCUUAUUGGAUGUAGUCCAGGCUUCAUGAAUGUUCCUAAGAUUAAAGGUACACAUACUGCAAUGAAAAGUGGCAUGCUAGCUUCAGAAGCCAUUUUCAACCAACUAACUGAUGAAAAUCUCCAAUCAAAAACAAUAGGACUAAAUGUGCCUGAAUAUGAAGACAGUUUGAAGAAAUCAUGGGUAUGGAAAGAGCUCUAUGCAGUCAGGAAUAUCCGUCCUUCCUGCCAUGGAGUCUUGGGGGUAUACGGAGGAAUGAUUUACACUGGCGUAUUUUAUUGGAUAUUAAGAGGAAUGGAGCCUUGGACCUUAAAACACCCAGGGACAGAUGCAAACCAGCUAAAGCCAGCUAAAGACUGCACAGCUAUUGAAUACCCAAAACCUGAUGGAAAAAUCAGUUUUGACUUGCUUUCAUCAGUGGCUCUGAGUGGUACGAAUCAUGAACAUGACCAGCCAGCUCAUCUGACUUUGAAGGAUGACAGUGUUCCCGUCAACCACAACCUAGCUAUAUACGAUGGACCUGAGCAACGAUUCUGCCCCGCAGGAGUGUAUGAAUACGUUCCUGUGGAAACUGGAGAAGGACUGCGGUUACAGAUAAAUGCUCAGAACUGUGUCCAUUGCAAAACAUGUGAUAUUAAAGAUCCUAGCCAAAAUAUCAACUGGGUUGUACCUGAAGGUGGAGGGGGGCCAGCUUAUAAUGGAAUGUAAUCUUGAUCACAAGUGAAAAAUCUCCUUGUUAAUGCUGCAGAAUCGUCCAACUUUGGGUUUUUUUUAAAAAAAAAUUAAAAAGUUAUCAGUGGUCUGAAUGGUGCCCUGUGAAGCUAGAAUUCUGUUGAAAGCUGAUCUUGGUAGUGCCUUAAACAGUCAAUAUAAAGUCAGUGUCUUCAGGUAUGUCAGCCUUAUUUGAGUGUAUUUCUCCACUGUAUCAGAGAAAGUGUGGUGAGACUAGUUAGAAUACAUUUUGGUCUGAUUUACCUAAACUUUCUGGACUUUGGUACUAUAAUAAUGGAUAUAACCAAGACUAAAAGAUAUGAAAGUAGCCAUUUAUGUAGCUAUCUUAAUAGCUAAACUGGCAAAGACUUUGAUUACAAUCUUCACUGUUAUACAAGAAACAGAAAUGAGCAAUGCUAGCUAGGGACAAUCUGGUAUAACUUCAUUUUGUUAAUAAAAAAAUUCCUUUCUCUA